AUGUCUGAACCUCUCACCAAGGUCGACUCGGCCGUUCAAGGCCUGUCAUCAUCACCGCCCAAAGAGAAGGGCCAUAGGAGAUCAAGCUCUAGCGCGGCUGGUGUCAUGACCAUUGCUGAAAUCAAUGAAAGCCAUGCGCCUCUAGAACUCGCAAUAGAGACACAGCAGACAGCGUGGAAAAUAAAUCAGCGGCCCAAGGAUCUUGACAAUGACCAGCUGCUACAGCUUCCCCUCACCAAGCCUCCCAUCAAGAGCAUAACAUUGAAGUUCCCCCAUGGCAAAGAGGUCGUGGCUCGCAACCUGAAGGGCCUGACAAUAGGUGACGCCCUGUCGGCCAUCCACAAGGCGAACAAGAACCGAGCCGAUGAUGAGCUUGAUAACCCAUAUCUCAAGGGCUUCGCAUGGGAUCAGGGCGAGACCUACUUUGAAGUACAUCUCCAGAGCCAGCCGGCGACGGGCUCGUCAAGCGGCGGUGGCGGUGGCAAGAAGAAGAAGAAGAGCAAGGACAAUGACGAGUAA
Trichoderma aggressivum f. europaeum is the source of this 519-nucleotide messenger RNA. RefSeq lists its product as uncharacterized. The transcript is spliced from 4 exons. NCBI's taxonomy places the organism in Eukaryota, Fungi, Ascomycota, Sordariomycetes, Hypocreales, Hypocreaceae. Bases 1 to 519 code for a protein of 172 amino acids. The record is from RefSeq and is a predicted model, not a curated record.